Molecule: messenger RNA, 3786 nt
Organism: Fonsecaea multimorphosa CBS 102226
Lineage: Eukaryota; Fungi; Ascomycota; Eurotiomycetes; Chaetothyriales; Herpotrichiellaceae
Exons: 2
Coding region: 1-3786 (1261 amino acids)
Biological process (GO): protein phosphorylation; intracellular signal transduction
Cellular component (GO): cytoplasm
Molecular function (GO): protein serine/threonine kinase activity; ATP binding
Source: RefSeq, a predicted model, not a curated record
AUGUCGUCCUCACUUAAGACUUCAGCUCGACCCGGAGGACCCGCUACGCUUCAGUCCAAGACGGAAAGACCAUCUGCAAAGAGGAAUGUUCUGGCUGAAAUCCAACCUAGAGCGCAGCCUGCACCUGUCUCGCCUUACAGUCGUGCCCAAGCCCCUGCAAGCUCGUCGCCCCGACUACCACACCACGAGUCACUUAAACCUGAAGGCAAUUUAUCCAUUCGUGAGAAGACUGCCGGGAAACGCCCCGCCAUCGAAAACAAGCGGCUCUCCACUGUAGCGGAUGAUAUUGCCACAGAGAGUAAGAGGGACUCGCAAGUCUCAACAACGUCAGCAGUAUCUGCUACUACCAAGGGGAAAAGAAAGACCCAUGUUGGGCCAUGGCAACUAGGAAAGACCCUGGGAAAGGGUGCAACAGGGCGAGUCCGUCUGGCAAAACAUGCAGUAACUGGCCAAACCGCAGCGGUCAAGAUUGUCUCCAAGAAGUCUGCCGCACUUGUCCAAAGUGCGAGUAUGGCUCGCAUGGACGACGAAGAGACGCUUUCGAUGAUUGCGGCGGGUCCACGAACAAUGCCAUUUGGUAUCGAACGCGAAGUUGUCAUCAUGAAGUUGAUUGAGCACCCCAACAUCAUCAAUCUUUACGACAUCUGGGAGAACCGUGGUGAGCUUUACUUGGUCCUCGAAUAUGUUGCGGGGGGUGAGCUGUUCGACUACGUUUCGGGCAACGGAUCUCUACCUGAAGAUGAAGCAGUGAGACUGUUCCGCCAGAUCAUCGCUGGUCUUUCAUAUUGUCAUCGUUUCAACAUCUGUCACCGCGAUCUCAAGCCAGAGAACAUCCUCCUCGAUGGCAACCGAAAUAUCAAGUUGGCAGACUUUGGCAUGGCAGCUCUGCAGCCCGAUGGCACAUGGCUCAAUACAUCAUGCGGUAGCCCGCACUAUGCCGCGCCUGAGAUCAUCCAAGGCAACCAGUACCGUGGCGACAGGGCUGACAUCUGGAGCACAGGGAUCAUCUUGUACGCAAUGCUCAACGGCUUUCUACCUUUUGAUGGUGGAUCACUGGUUAACACUUUACGUUUGGUCAAGAAAGGAGAGUACUUUAUCCCUCCAAAUUUGAGUCCUGAAGCUGCGGAUCUUAUACAACGUAUCCUGCAAAAGCGACCAGAAAAGCGAAUCACAAUGGAUGAGAUCUGGGAACACAGACUUCUCAAGAAGUACGAGAAGUAUCAUGCAAGCUUGGUGGCACCCGAACCACUCAUUGGAGUAGCUCCGCCUUUGAGUAUCGAGUCACAAGGCCGACGCGUCGUCAAACGUUCCGAAAUCGAUGCCGAAAUUUUGAGGAAUCUUUCGACCCUGUGGCAUGGCAAAAAGCCAGACGAACUGAUCAAACAACUGACGAGCGAUGAGCCAAACCAUGAGAAACUUUUCUAUUGGGCACUGGUAAAGUUUCGAGAUGAUCAGCUUGAGAAUUACCCGGGCGACCCUCUUCAUUACUCUGCAAGUGACUAUCACCAUGUUAGCAAACCGAAACCUAAACCCAAACGUGCUCCUAAUGGUCGCGGACACAAUCGACGAGGUUCUCAAUUCUCCAUUGUCAGCGACGACAACAAUAGGCGAGACGGGUACUAUAAGAAUCCCGGCACCGCGGCAAGCAAGGCAACUCAGAGCAGCUAUGACCCUUACCGUGCGUCGAGGACGCCAAUUGCUGGAGAUACCUUAGAGCCGCCCACAGUCGUUGUUCGUCAUCGGCCAACCACUCCAGGUGGUCGAUCUGUGAGCUCAGCGAGCAGCGCACGACACAAGGCCGUGGAUCGACUGAGGCCAGACGUUCCCGCUCUCCCGAGUUUCACAUCCGAAGAGCUUGAGAAACUCAUCCAGAAGAAGCGUGCCUCGUAUUCCACAGCAACAUCCAAAAGCUCCCUGUCUAGCACAAGGCGCGUUCAUGGUAUCCGGAAGUCGAUGAGCUACAAGCGACAAGUCAGCUUCCAACACCGUCGACAGAAUUCAUCCGGUACCACAAACCCUCGUGCUCGAACGUUGUUGUCAGACAAUCAUCUCGCAGACCGUCCUGCCACUCGAGGGACUACGAACGGAAGAUCUGAGACACAGAGCAAUCCGAGUCUACCAACACCUUCCCAAGCCUAUCGUCCGCGCAAAUCCAGCUCCGAGAUCGACGUCAAGAAGCCACGCGUGGCCAGCUCUUACUGGAAAGAUGAAACACGUAAGGUCAGUGCUGAACUCGGCAAGAUUUGUGAAGAAGCGUUCAAUCGAUCGUCGGUGUCUACAGUUAGCGAAGUCAGCCCAGCUCCGCCAAUGGAUUCAUCGGCAACAUCAAUGGCAGCACAUGCUUAUAAAAUGCCAGAGAGCAUCCGUGAUCGACCCCUUCCUGCAACACCAAUCCUUCAAGAAUUGACGGAACGUCGACAGAAGAUCAUUGAGACCUGGGGUGACGCUGACCCAAAUGUUUUAGCUGACAUGCUGGCUGCUGUUGACAAGCGUAUCGAUGCCGAGUUGGGCAAAGAGGGAAGAUUUGACAUGCGAGCGGCUUCUGAUCCGACACAUGGGGCUGGACCAAGCAGAUAUCAUCGUCCUAUGUUGCCGGUCGAUACUAUGGAAGACUUGAAGCGCAAUCGUGAGGAUAGCUCUAGAGCAGCAUCGGAUCCCGUCAAAUUGAAGACCCCCCAGGUGCAAAAGGACACCACAAUUCGCCUCGUGACUCCGGACCCAACUUCGCCCUUCGCUCGAAUAGAGCCCCUUCGAGUCAAAAUGAACAAGGCUGCGCCAAUCAACUCUCUCAGGGGCGGCCCAGCCGAAACCUACGAGCGUGUUGGGUACGACCCGCGGCUAUAUGCCAAACGGGAACUUGACACGAUUGAUGAGAACCCUGGGUCGCCAAAGAAGAAAACUUUCCCAGCAUCGUCUAACGCCGCACGAAAAUGGUCAUGGCUUGGGAAACGUGGGUCUGGUCCUCAGGAACCCCUAGAUUCUAACAAGUCUUCCGAGGAGACUGGUCAAGAGACUGUUUCCAACACCUCUCAGAUUGUCCAACCAAGCGAAUCCGGCAACUCUUCUACCCUCUCGACAACAAAAGCGAGUGAGCCACAAUCGGGUGAUAUUGAGUUGCAUAUCGAGAAGAAGAGAAAAUGGUUCCAGAAGAUGUUCGGGAGACCAUCGAAGCCUAAGGACGACGUCUCGGCACUCCCGAUUGGACAUCGCAUUGUGCGAGACCUAUCGGAUGGAACAGACACCAACGAACCAAAUCGCGAGGUCAACGCUAAUGAUAGAGUCAGAGUUCAGAAGUCUUACCCUCCGGCGACCAGUGUCGAUGCCGCCAUGGCAGCCGCAGCAGUUGGGCCUAUUGAAAUCAAUCAGAAUUGGUUCGCAAAGUUUUUCCAUGUGAAACCCGCGACUCGUGUGAUCUGUCUUCAAAUCAGCAAGGCCAAAGCGAAGAAAGAGCUUGUCAAGAUUUUGAAAGAGUGGCGCAAGUACGGAUUGAGAGAUGUGGUUUCCGAACGACGAGGAGGCAGUGAUGUUGUACGAGGGCGCGUUGAUGCUUCAAAUUACCUACAACUCAAGCCUGUCCAUUUCCAUGCCUAUCUGUAUUCCGUGCUUGAACACGGUCGAAAAGCCAAUUUGAGCAUUAUGAAAUUUACUCAAGAGAAGGGAGCAGCGAGCAGUUUUUACAAAGUUGUUGAUACCCUUGAGACUGUCUUGAAGGAGCGGAACUUGUUGGUGCUCGAUGCGCAGCGCAAGAAGGCCAUUGAGCGUAGUCUUAAGGACGCAGGUUUGUGA